AUGCAAAGGGUUCUAGAGAUGCUGGCGAAGAUGGGAAGUGAGAUGGUGGAGCUGAAACAUCGAGUAUCCGAGCAAAGCGACACGAUCAGGAAGCUGAGCGCCACGGUUUACAAGCAAAGCACCACCAUUCAGGGACAGGAAGAUCUGAUCAGAGGCUUGGAAGCCCAGGUCCAGGAAUCCAAGGAAGAGUUUCGACAGCAACUAGAUCAGCUGAUGCAAAAGCUGGAUGUAUCGGGCGAGGUGGCUUUGCCAAGCGGCCCUCGAGCAACGUUUGCGGACGUCGCGCGCGCCCUGCCAAACAGCGCGCCCUCCAGUACACGCAGCAUACCUGGUCCAACCAAACAGCAGACAGCCAACGAUUCUGUCCAUUGUACCAUUGACACGUCUCGUGUAAGUGAGCUGAACAGGAACAAAGCGCAAAUCGGGCAGAUACGACAGGCCAUCGAGGUUGAGAUGAGAGCGAAGAACGGACAUGAGACCUGGAGGUGCGCAGCAGUUGUGAGAGAAUCCCGGAACGCCGACCGAGUCAAGAUCGUCUGCAGAGAUGAAGCCGAGCUUCAGCUGGUCAAAGAGGCGGCGCAGAAGACAGCCGUGGAGGGAGCGCGAGUCAUGAGAGACCAGCUGUAUCCGGUCCGGGUCGACAACGCCAACCGGACAGCAAUCCUCGACACGGAGGACAAUAUCCUGCCCGGAGCGAUCGAAGCCUUGAGUGCCGAAAACAGAGUGACCAUUGGCAAGAUUUCCUGGCUGAGCAAACGAGAGUCUGGUAAAGCCUACGGAUCCAUGGUAGUAUACGUCACCAAGAAAAGCGAUGCAGAAAGGCUUCUGGACGGUGACUACUUUGACCUAGCGGGAGAGUCGGCCACCACUUAUAAGUUCGAGCCAAGAACGGGACCGAUCCAAUGCUUCAAUUGCCAGGAGAUCGGUCACAAACAGAGUCUGAUGAACGACGAAGACCUGAAGGAUUUUGUCGCACUGGCUAUAUCUGAGCCACAUGCGCGCAAUAUCGACGGAAAGGUGGUGACGAGUCCUAUGGGACACCAUAACUGGACAAAGAUGAUUCCGACGUGUGUUCGUGACGCCCUAUGGCCGAUCCGCAGCAUGCUCUGGAUCCGAAGUGACCUUGAGGCGGAGCAAGUGCCUGUGCCGUCGGCCGAUCUCACAGCAGCGGUACUCCGACUCGAGGGAAGGGAGGUGAUGGUAGUGUCAGUGUAUGUGCAAGGAAAGAACGACGAGGCGCUGACGAACGCGAUGGAACUGUUGCGCGACGUGAUCGAUCGCUUCCGCAAUGGGACAGGGAGACGUACCGAUGUGGUUUUGGCGGGGGACUUCAACUGCCACGAUAUUCUCUGGGGCGGAGAUGAAGUGUCAGCGAGCAGACAAGGGGAGGGCCAGCCCAUCAUUGACCUGAUGGACGACUAUGGUCUCUGCAGCCUUCUCCCGAGAGGGACGAAAACGUGGCAGAGGUCGGACGAGGAGAGCACCAUCGACUUGGUGCUGGUAUCGGCAGAACUGGCGGACGAGGUGACAUCCUGCCUGAUUCACCCGACAGAGCACGGAUCGGACCAUAGAGCGAUCCAGACGACCUUUGACAUACGAGUACCGGAACGGACCUUUCCGCAGCGCCUGAUGCUCAAGAACGCGCCGUGGAUCGCCAUCGCAACAAGGGUCGAGGACGAGCUUCGGCCUCUCCCGUGGACUGUGGGGGUGCAGACGCAGGCGGAUCAGCUCAUGCGGGUGGUCACCAAGGUGCUUCAUGAUCUGACACCUCGGGUCGCUCCGAAACAGGAGCCGGUGCGGUCCCUAAUCCUCGUUCUGCUGAUCUCGCUGAUCCUGCUUGACCCUGCGCACCCCAUUUGCGCCCGUGGCUGGGUCGUCAUGACGGGCCGUGGUGUGCCUGCUCUCACCACAUCGUUUGCAAUCCGGUUCGGUGCAAUUUGGUCGGUAGUUCUGAGACCGGAAAAGAUCCUUGAUAUCCUUAUUGCAACAAAACAAGAACAUCUCGAUGCGCAGCCAGUCUGGGACGCUGUGAGGGAACUCGCUCUCGAUCGCUCGUCCGGGUACGACCUCGAGGUCCGAAUUCGAGACAAUCAAAGGAGAUCGCGCGCCCGACGGAGAGAGUAUGUCCAGGAGCUCGAACAGCGACUCAGAGUAUACGAGCUCCAGGGCAUCGAGGUUUCGACCGAGAUUCAGAUGGCCGCGAGGAGAGCAGCCGAGGAGAACAAGCGGCUACGGGAGCUUCUCAACAGGCAUGGCUUUAGUGACAGCCAUGUUGCCCAUUUCUUGCAGUCGGGGACUUUCGUGCCACUUGAUGCCAUCAAGGCCAUCCUUUUCGCGCGGGCGACCCUGGGGCCGCCGUCCAGUCACUGGAACAGCUUCUGA
This is a messenger RNA of Hirsutella rhossiliensis, 2382 nucleotides long. Its product is annotated as endonuclease-reverse transcriptase domain-containing protein. The coding region runs from base 1 to 2382 and encodes 793 amino acids. Lineage: Eukaryota; Fungi; Ascomycota; Sordariomycetes; Hypocreales; Ophiocordycipitaceae. The record is from RefSeq and is a predicted model, not a curated record. The transcript has 6 exons. Gene Ontology annotation, molecular function: catalytic activity.